Tripterygium wilfordii is the source of this 1799-nucleotide messenger RNA. Its product is annotated as polyadenylate-binding protein RBP47-like. The record is from RefSeq and is a predicted model, not a curated record. The transcript has 6 exons. Gene Ontology annotation, cellular component: cytosol. The coding region runs from base 223 to 1503 and encodes 426 amino acids. Gene Ontology annotation, molecular function: mRNA binding. NCBI's taxonomy places the organism in Eukaryota, Viridiplantae, Streptophyta, Magnoliopsida, Celastrales, Celastraceae.
CGGCGGAUACCAUAACAAUCUCGCGUUUACCCUUCAUAUAAAUGAUAAAUCUCUCCCUUACACCCUAACCGACUACGCUCUCUCGCUUUCGCUCUUAGCGACCAAAAACCAUUUAGAUUUAGCUCUCUUUUAAUUUUCUGAAAGAUUGAAUCCUCAUCUCUCUUUGUUUUCUUCCUGGAUUUUGAGAUAGAGGAGCAGAGAAAUUAUAGUUACAAAGGUAAGAUGCAAUCAAACCAAUCAAACGGUCCAGAUUCACAACAGGGAGGAGGAGGAGGAGGAGGAGGAGGGCAGGAGCAGAAUCAGCGGCCGCAACCGCAGUGGAUAGGGAUGCAGUAUCCAGCGGCUGCUAUGGUAAUGCAGCAUCAGAUGAUGCCACCACAACAUUAUGGACCGCCGCCGCCACCACAGCACUACAUGGCCUACCACCAGUACCAGCAUCAUUUUCAUCCACACGCACAACACCCGCAGCAACAGCAAGGAUCUAGCGCCGAGAACAAGACUAUCUGGGUCGGGGAUUUGCAUCACUGGAUGGACGAGAGUUACCUCCAUAACUGCUUCGCUUCCACUGGGGAGAUUACCUCCAUUAAGCUUAUUCGCAAUAAGCAGACCGGUUUAUCUGAGGGCUAUGGAUUUGUGGAAUUUUUUACAUAUGCUACAGCUGAGAAAGUUCUGCAGAGCUACACUAGCAUUUUGAUGCCAAAUACAGAACAGCCAUUCCGUUUGAACUGGGCAACAUUUAGCACAGGUGAAAAGCGUUCAGAUAAUGGUCCUGAUCUCUCUAUAUUUGUAGGAGAUUUGGCUUCAGAUGUUACUGAUAGCUUGUUGCAUGAGACUUUUGCCAGUAAAUAUCCUUCUGUUAAAGCUGCAAAAAUUGUCAUUGAUUCGAAUACUGGACGUUCCAAAGGUUAUGGUUUUGUGAGGUUUGGAGAUGACAGUGAAAGAACACAAGCCAUGACUGAAAUGAAUGGUGUAUAUUGUUCUAGCAGGCCAAUGCGCAUUGGAGCUGCAACUCCCAGGAAGUCAUCUGGAUAUCAACAAGGUGGAUAUGCAUCAAAUGGUGGCUCGGCCCAAGGCACUCAAUCUGAUGGAGAUUCUACAAACACGACAAUAUUUGUUGGAGGGCUGGACCCAAGUGUUACUGAUGAAGAUCUCAAGCGGCCAUUUUCUGAGUAUGGUGAGAUAAUCUCUGUUAAAAUACCUGUUCGAAAAGGGUGUGGGUUUGUACAGUUUGCCAGCAGAAAUAAUGCUGAGGAGGCAUUGCAGAAAUUGAAUGGAACAGUAAUAGGCAGGCAAACAGUGCGUCUUUCUUGGGGUCGCAAUCCAGCACAUAAGCAGCAGUUUAGAGCAGACUAUGGCAAUCAAUGGGGUGGACCAUACUAUGGAGGGCCAGUUUAUGAUGGUUACGGAUAUGCUUUGCCACCACGUCACGACCCAGGCAUGUAUGCAGCUGCAGCUUAUGGAACUUACCCUGUUUAUGGUGGCCACCAGGAGCAAGUAAGCUGAUUUAACUGCGCCAGAAUAUGUAGUUGUAGUGAUUAGACACUAUCAGACGCCACCAUGCUAGAAGAGGCAAAUUUGCCAGCCAUCUCUGUAGGGCUUUUGGUUCUGUAGAAUUCUUAUAAAUCCCUCCAUUUUGGGGAGCGGAACUGAAUUUUGAUGACUGAGGCAAUUUCUUGGAGUAUCUGGUUGAAACAUUUGAUUAGAAUUAAGGUAGUUGGAAAGAAACUAAAUUGUUGGAAUAGUUGAGUUUGCCGAUGCAUGGAGUAACAUGCUCCAUGAAUAAAAACUCUGUUAUAUAU